AAAAACCAUUGCGUCUGCAGUGUGUCUGCUCCCCAUCUCAAACUCCACACUGAGGCACAAUGUGCGUGCUGGACGGCUGAAAGCUGGGAUUGUUUACUCUUCUGGAUUUCCUUGGAGCUUUUACGAUGGAAUAAAGCGCAAUUAUGGUGGUGAAUUCUGUGCAUUGGUUUCGCAAAGGGCUGCGGCUUCAUGAUAAUCCGGCUUUGCAGGAAGCUCUAAAUGGCGCGGAUACUGUACGUUGUGUUUAUAUUUUGGACCCGUGGUUUGCAGGCUCGGCUAACGUGGGAGUCAACCGAUGGAGAUUUUUACUGGAAUCUUUAGAGGAUUUGGACACGAGUUUGAGAAAACUGAAUUCGAGACUUUUUGUGGUGCGCGGACAGCCAACAGACGUCUUCCCAAGACUAUUCAAGGAAUGGAAUGUCUCACGUCUCACGUUUGAAUAUGACUCUGAGCCUUAUGGGAAGGAAAGAGAUGCCGCAAUUAUUAAAAUGGCACAGGAAUACGGUGUGGAAACCGUGGUACGAAACACUCACACACUCUACAAUCCAGACAGGAUAAUAGAAAUGAACAACCACAGCCCCCCUCUCACUUUCAAGAGAUUUCAAGCCAUUGUGAACCGACUCGAACUUCCCAGGAAACCGUUGCCGACCAUCACUCAAGAGCAGAUGGCCAGGUGUCGGACACAGAUCUCGGACAAUCAUGACGAACACUACGGCGUGCCCUCUCUCGAGGAGCUGGGUUUUAGAACUCAGGGUGACAGCUUACAUGUAUGGAAGGGUGGGGAGACGGAAGCCCUGGAAAGAUUAAAUAAGCACUUGGAUAGGAAGGCCUGGGUAGCAAAUUUUGAGAGGCCUAGAAUAUCCGGUCAGUCACUGUUCGCAAGCCCAACUGGACUUAGUCCCUACCUACGAUUCGGCUGUCUGUCAUGUCGCGUGUUUUACUACAAUCUGCGGGACCUUUUUAUGAAGUUACGGAGGCGCUCCAGUCCACCCAUGUCGCUCUUUGGUCAGCUGCUGUGGCGGGAGUUUUUCUACACGGCGGGCACCAAUAACCCUAACUUUGACCAUAUGGAAGGAAACCCCAUCUGCGUGCAGAUCCCCUGGGAUCACAAUCCUGAGGCGCUGGCAAAGUGGGCUGAAGGUCGGACGGGGUUCCCUUGGAUCGAUGCCAUCAUGACCCAGCUGAGGCAGGAGGGCUGGAUCCAUCACCUGGCCCGACAUGCAGUAGCCUGUUUUCUCACUCGAGGAGACCUGUGGAUUAGCUGGGAAAGUGGAAUGAAAGUGUUUGAGGAGUUGUUGUUGGAUGCGGACUGGAGUGUGAACGCCGGCAGCUGGAUGUGGCUUUCCUGCAGUGCGUUUUUUCAGCAGUUCUUCCACUGUUACUGUCCAGUUGGCUUCGGCCGCAGGACGGAUCCAAGUGGAGACUACAUCAGGAGGUACAUCCCAAAGUUAAAGGACUAUCCUAACCGCUAUAUCUACGAGCCGUGGAAUGCUCCAGAAUCGGUGCAGAAGGCAGCUAACUGCAUUGUCGGUGUGGACUAUCCUAAACCUAUGAUCAACCAUGCAGAGAGCAGCCGGCUCAACAUCGAACGGAUGAAGCAAGUUUACCAGCAGCUCUCACACUACAGAGGCCUUAGUUUGCUUGCCUCAGUUCCUACUAUUCAGGAAGAGGCAGAGCCUCCCAUGUCAGAUGACUCUCAGGCCAGCAGCAGCUCUGCCGGUCAAGUGUCAUCUCCUCCACACCAGAGCAUCAUCGCACCUUCAACACCACCGCUGUCUGAAUCCUCCAGCCCAAACUCCAGCCCGACGGCAAGCACUUCUGUCCCGCACAUCCAGAGGAAGAGAGGAAGACCAUCAGAGACUCCCAGCAAACAGAAGACUAAAGUCAAGCACACCAGUCAGGCCAAAGGACUCGAGCUGAAGAUGGACGAAAAGCAGUAACCGCAGGUUGAAACUGCAUUUGCAGUCCCAUAACCAAGCGAGUCGGACAAGUUCACCUCCCCGAACCAUCCGACAGACAGAAACGGCAAGAGAGAAGGGUGAAACGGCGCCACCUUUUGCAGAAAAACAGGAACGGCAGUAAUAAAUAAAAAGAAAAGAAAAAAUGCCGCACUUCCAUCAAGGCGUGCUGUAGAUCCAGGGCUUAUUUCCCAAAACAUCCUUCAUUUAAAAAAGCUGCUUUUGUUCUAGUUUGACCUGAUAAAACUAAACACUAUCGUGUAAAGAAACAGAUCUGCAUCAGAUGCAUCGAGAUCUAACAGAAACAGAAUUCUCUGAAAUAAGUGUUCAUCAAAUCUAGCCAAAAUUGAUCUCUGGUUAUCUUAAUAGAAGUGAUGAGGGAACAUUUGAAGAUACAGCGUUGAUUGAGAAUUAUCUUUUUCUUUUUUUUUGUAUGAAGUCUAUAAUUGCUUGCAAGCUACAAGCAACUAGUCUGCACAAGCAAUGAAGAAUUUACCUUCUUCGCUUUACGGUUCGAUAAUUUCUCCUCAUGAAUAUACGCUUUGUGUAUGUAACUCAGACGCAACAUUUCAUCACCAUUGGCUGCACUAAAAGUUUCUCAAGUUAAAGUUAAUGAUUCAGUCAAAAUUAAAAUUGAUGAUUAUUUGCUCACCUUCAGGUUAUUCAUGAUAUGUGACACUUUUUUACUUUUUAUUUUUAAUUGAGUAUUACAUUAAAGAAUAUUUUAGUUGGGAUGCACCAAUACCAUUUUUUUUGGAACCGAUGCGAUCUCGAUACCAAAAUUCUGAGUAUCGACUGAUACAGAUCCGAUCCCGAUAUUGUGCGUUUAAAUUUUUUUUAUAUAUACGAUAAAGUUUCUAUAAUUCUGGUGCUAAACUCAAAUAAAUAAUCUUCUUUUAAAAUAACACACCUAUAAGUCUACUCUAAAUGACAGAUGACCCAAUCUAAAGCAUGAUGCUUUCUGUAAACCUAGGCUACAUUAUUUGAGCAUUCGUUAUGACAUUGAUCUGUUGUGGUCCAGCUUAUAUUUCCUUAUUUAAUAUUAAGAUUUUACUUUGAAAACUGCAAUAGGCUACCACUAUUGACACUUAUCGUUGGUAAAAUAACCAGCCUUUUAACAAGCCUGAUAUUUUCCUGCAGGUUUGACGCAGACUAAACUAAACUGUCUGAGGCCAGGUUUACUUAAUAAUCCCUCGCCAAAGCUCACUGUGAGUGAGACGGAGAAAGUUCAGAAGAACGUCCGCUUGUAUGUUUCAGCGCCAACAGGUCUGUUAAAUAAAAUAUUAUUAUA
Molecule: messenger RNA, 3249 nt
Organism: Danio aesculapii
Lineage: Eukaryota; Metazoa; Chordata; Actinopteri; Cypriniformes; Danionidae
Gene: cry2
Product: cryptochrome circadian regulator 2
Exons: 11
Coding region: 144-1940 (598 amino acids)
Biological process (GO): negative regulation of DNA-templated transcription; circadian regulation of gene expression; entrainment of circadian clock by photoperiod
Cellular component (GO): nucleus; cytoplasm
Molecular function (GO): FAD binding; DNA binding
Source: RefSeq, a predicted model, not a curated record